ACACUGAAAUUUAUAGGAAGCACAGGCACAGAGCAACAAGCGCGCACGCACAGAAAAGCGAGGAAUCAAAGCAUCAAGCCCUUUCUCUGAGCGCCAAUGGCACGGUAUCUUCUCGCCCCCACCUCCUCCACGACCUCCUCUGCUGCGCCUGCCCUCCUCCCCAAGGAUGCCGCCAAGAAAUCGCCGACGUCACGGCCCCUCCGCCUCCGUGCGCUUGGCUCCAGGACCAGCAAGGCGCGGCCCAUCAUGGCGGUGGCGUCGGAGCAGGCCGCGCCGGCCGCCAGGUACCCCAAGGUGGCCGCCCCUACCACCGGCCCGAUCCCGGCCGCCGAGCUGCUCGGAGUCAUCGAGGCCGCUGCAAAAGCUGGCGCCGAUGUUAUAAUGGAAGCUGUUAAUAAGCCACGCAAUAUCCAAUAUAAAGGUGUUGCAGACCUGGUGACAGACACAGACAAGUUGAGUGAAUCAGUCAUUUUGGAAGUUGUCACCAAGAACUUCAAAGACCACCUCAUACUUGGGGAGGAAGGCGGCCUUAUUGGAGAUUCCCAGUCAGAGUAUCUCUGGUGCAUUGACCCUUUAGAUGGAACAACAAACUUUGCACAUGGUUACCCCAGCUUUUCUGUGUCCAUUGGUGUUCUCUUCCGUGGGAAGCCUGCUGCUUCUACUGUGGUGGAAUUUUGUGGUGGGCCUAUGUGCUGGAGCACCCGUACAAUUUCUGCAUCUGCUGGUGGAGGAGCUUAUUGUAAUGGGCAAAAGAUUCAUGUCAGUCAGACAAACAAGGUGGAACAAUCUCUUCUCGUCACAGGUUUUGGAUAUGAACAUGAUGAUGCCUGGACGACCAAUAUAAAUUUGUUCAAGGAAUUUACUGACAUUAGCAGGGGAGUGCGAAGGCUGGGGUCUGCCGCUGCUGACAUGUCCCACGUUGGACUUGGUAUUACAGAAGCUUACUGGGAAUACCGACUUAAGCCAUGGGAUAUGGCUGCUGGCGUCCUGAUAGUUGAAGAAGCUGGUGGGGUGGUAACUCGCAUGGAUGGUGGAGAGUUUACAGUCUUUGAUCGUUCUGUUCUUGUUUCCAAUGGACUUGUUCAUGGACAGCUUUUGGAUCGGAUUGGCCCUCCUACUGAAGAUCUUAAGAAGAAAGGAAUUGAUUUCUCUUUGUGGUUCAAGCCUGACAACUACGUAACUGACUUUUUACAGUUCUUCGGCUCAAGUUUCAGAGUUUCAAGAGCCAAGCUCCUAAAAGAAUACAGCUGUCACAGGAGGCCCAAAACACAACACUGGAUAGAACGAGCCAAAAGAAGAGAUAUUUUGAGCUUGCUCUGCUCGCAGCUCCUGCCGUUCACAGCUCCCAUCCUCUCCAAAACAGCCACAGCUCAAGCAAAAGCACGAAAGCUCAGUGAUAUUUUCCCUGGCUGUUUAGCAGGUCUGCACACUCGUUGCCUAUCGAGAGCGGCGGCGGCCUUCGUCACCCACCCUGUGCUCAUGCUAAGUGUUGAGGCUCAUACAUAUUACUGGAUUGCAAGGCCGAGAUGGAAAUUAUGUGCCUGCAGAAACGUCUUGCAAGAAACAGCCUUACAUGACGCAGAAGUAAAUUCCUACCGCCAUAGUGAGAGGAAGAACAGGAAAAGGGACGGCGCUUACAUUGACAAAGAUGGCGUAGCAAGAACCUUCGACCGAAAGAAAAUAUCUAGAAAGAGGGGGGGUGCUAUCAAAGGCCGUGGUUGGAAGUACGGCUCUGGGUUUGUUGAUGGAGUGUUCCCAGUGUUGAGUCCAAUGGCGCAGGAUAUCCUAGAAUUUGUGCAGAAGGGGACCGACGUCACCAAUAUCUGGGAAUCACUGGACAAAAUUCCUCAAGCACACGAUCUUUGGGAUGACAUUGUCAAUGUUGCAGUCCAGCUCCGCCUGAACCGACAAUGGGAGCCGAUCAUCACAGUCUGUGAGUGGAUCCUGUACCGGAGUUCGUUCCGUCCUGACAUAAUCUGCUACAACCUGCUCAUAGAUGCAUAUGGUCAGAAGCGUCAGCUGAACAAGGCAGAAUCGAUUUACAUGGCUCUUCUGGAGGCUCACUGUGUGCCCACAGAGGACACUUAUGCUCUUCUACUGCGUGCUUACUGCAAUUCUGGACAGUUGCACCGAGCCGAGGGCGUGAUUUCAGAAAUGCAGAAGAAUGGGCUCCCUCCAACUGCAACUGUGUAUAACGCAUACCUGGAUGGUCUACUGAAGGCAAGAUGUUCCGAAAAGGCGGUUGAAGUGUAUCAAAGGAUGAAGAAGGAGCGCUGCAGAACAAACACCGAGACCUACACCCUGAUGAUCAACGUGUAUGGGAAGGCAAAGCAACCGAUGUCAUCGCUGAAAGUGUUCAACGAGAUGAAAACGAUUGGGUGCAAGCCCAACAUCUGCACCUACACUGCCCUGGUGAACGCGUUCGCGCGGGAAGGCCUUUGCGAGAAGGCAGAGGAGGUGUUUGAGGAGAUGCAGCAAGCUGGGCAUGAACCUGACGUGUAUGCCUACAAUGCCCUGAUGGAAGCUUACAGCCGCGCUGGGUUGCCGCAAGGGGCAUCGGAGAUCUUCUCUCUGAUGGAACACAUGGGGUGUGAGCCUGACAGAGCCUCUUACAACAUAUUGGUGGAUGCUUAUGGAAGAGCUGGUCUCCAUCAAGAGGCAGAGGCGGCGUUCCAAGAGCUGAAGCAGCAGGGCAUGCGGCCGACCAUGAAGUCGCACAUGCUGCUCCUGUCCGCGCACGCCAAGUCCGGCAACGUGGCGAGGUGCGAGGAGGUGAUGGCGCAGCUCCACAAGUCGGGGCUGCGCCCGGACACCUUCGCGCUCAACGCCAUGCUCAACGCGUACGGCAGGGCCGGGCGGCUCGACGACAUGGAGCGCCUCCUCGGGGCCAUGGAGCGCGGCGGCGACGACGACGCCGGCGGUGGUGCCGCGCCGGACACCAGCACGUACAACGUGCUGGUGAACGUGUACGGGCGCGCGGGGUACCUGGACCGGAUGGAGGCGGCGUUCCGCGCGCUGGCGGCCCGGGGGCUCGCCGCCGACGUGGUGACGUGGACAUCCCGCAUCGGCGCGUACGCGAGGAAGAAGGAGUACGGGCGGUGCCUGGAGAUCUUCGAGGAGAUGGUGGACGCCGGGUGCUACCCGGACGCCGGCACGGCCAAGGUGCUGCUCGCCGCGUGCUCCGACGAGCGCCAGGUGGAGCAGGUCACGGCCAUCGUCAGGUCCAUGCACAAGGACGCCAAGACGCUCUUCGCAUUAUGAAAUCAACAGGCUUUUUUUUCAUACUGUGCGCUUGUUAGGCUUACCAAUAUCCUGUCGAGUUGUAUUAUUGGUAAACUUUUCUUCUGUUUUCAUAAUGAUGAAAUACGUGUUUCAGCACAGUCCAAAAAAGAGAGUAAAACCUACAUACUGUUUUUAGAAAAAUGUAAGUAGUAAAGAACCAAUUUUUCAAAAUGAAACAAAAUACAAAGCUUAGGUUCCACGGCAUGUUGCAGCGACACAAAAUCAGUCAAGAUCUGUAGUUCAAGUGGACUAUUAAAAAUCUGUAAGCAAGUAAUAGGAUUUGGGUAGAACAGAAAUGCAUUGUUGCCACAACAGUACCA
Molecule: messenger RNA, 3602 nt
Organism: Sorghum bicolor (sorghum)
Lineage: Eukaryota; Viridiplantae; Streptophyta; Magnoliopsida; Poales; Poaceae
Product: pentatricopeptide repeat-containing protein At2g35130
Exons: 19
Coding region: 97-3261 (1054 amino acids)
Biological process (GO): phosphatidylinositol phosphate biosynthetic process
Molecular function (GO): protein binding; inositol monophosphate 1-phosphatase activity
Source: RefSeq, a predicted model, not a curated record